UGCUCUACAGUUCACAGUUGAACGGUUGAAGUUGAUAAACGCGAAGAGGCGAGACGGCGCUGCUCGUUUUUUCUCCAAGCGCUUAUAUAUUUUGAUUUCAAAAAGGCAAAAAAAAAGAAAAAAUACAAGAAAAAUCUGCAAAAAAAAUCUUUUCCAAACUAUAGAUUUCAACUGUAUUUCUUUGUUUAUUUUUUAUGUCUGCAUAAAAUAAACCAAAUUAAAUCUCAUCUGCAAGCUCAAAUGUUUAAUUAAUGUUCACUUAUUUCUUUCCUCCAACACAAACCACCAAAUAAAUAAAAAAAAAAAAAAUUUGCUCCUCUAAUUACAAGUAGUGUAUAUAUUUUUAUAACUGUUGUUUUGGUGUAUCCUUCCUCUUUUUCCAAUUUUCAACCAUUAUUAAACACCAACAAUGUCAUACAAUUUUCGCUGACUGUGCUGAAAUUUAGAAAUAAAAAAUAUAACCAACAACAAAAUAAAAAAAAAUGUAUGACUAUGAGAAGAAGUGUUGUUUUGUUGUUCUUCAAUGUUCUUCUUUUGUGAAUUUCUAAAAAAGAAAAUCCAACGAUUUAGCAUAAAAAAGAUAAAUGUAAUGUACCGUUUGUUUGGCUUAGUGACAAGAUCAAGAUCAUUCUGCCGUAAAUGGUACUGUGAUAUACCAGCCUUUCUUUUAUACUAAAACAAAAAAUUAAUCUAAAGAGAAUAGAAAAAGAAAACUAAAGAAAAGCAAUCGAAUCAAAGAGAACAUAAAUUUUUCUUAAACACUUUUAGAACAUGGGGGCAACAAUGGGCAAAAGUGGGGGAAAUUUAUUGGACUCGUUGCCAACACAGGGAACUUUGCACGUAGUCAUGCUUGGUUUGGAUUCAGCAGGAAAAACAACAGCUUUAUAUAGACUUAAAUUUGAUCAGUAUUUGAAUACAGUACCAACAAUUGGAUUUAACUGUGAGAAGAUCCAAGGAACAGUUGGAAAAGCGAAAGGAGUUCAUUUUUUAGUGUGGGAUGUUGGAGGACAAGAAAAACUUCGACCGCUUUGGCGUAGUUAUACAAGAUGUACAGAUGGAAUUCUUUUUGUUGUGGACUCAGUUGAUGUAGAAAGAAUGGAAGAGGCUAAAAUGGAACUAAUGCGUACAGCAAAAUGUCCCGAUAAUCAAGGUGUCCCAGUAUUGAUAUUAGCAAAUAAACAAGACCUUCCCGGAGCCAGAGACCCCAAAGAAUUGGAAAAAUUUCUUGGUCUACAUGAACUUUCACCACUUUACCCAACAUUAAAUUUAACCUCACUAAGUUCUAGUUCAUCAUCGAAUUCAACAAAUAAUACAAACACACAAAUCACAACAACGCCAAAUUCAGGCCAAACACCUUGUAUAACACCCACUUCUCAACAACAUUAUCAUCAUCAGCAGCAGCAACAACAACAACAGCAACAACAACAUCAUAAAUUAAAUAGUCAACAAAUCUCAACAUCAACAUCCUCGGUGCUGUCGUCAUCAUCGACAACAGCGAAUGCAACAACCAAAGCCGCAAAUUGUGAUAUUUCCUACCAACACCACCAUCAUCAUAAUCAAACAUCAAUAACAAUCAAUCAGCAGCAGCAACAACAACAACAACAACAACAAACAUCAACAAUUAAAACUUCUAGUGUUGGUUCACAGUCACAUCAACAACAAUUCAAAGGCUGGUAUAUUCAACCAGCAUGUGCAAUAACUGGAGAAGGUCUUCAAGAAGGCCUAGAAGCUUUGUACGACAUGAUCGUAAAAAAACGUAAAAUGACCAAAGCAAAUAAGAAAAAACGGUAAUGUGGUUUUGUACAAAAUAAUUAAAGAAAAAGAAAAAAAAAUACCAAGCGAGCAGUAGUUAUAAUACAUAUAUAUAUAUUUUAUAUACAUAUAUAUGUGUAUUUUUUUUUUGUUGUGUAGAUAUUUUUAAAAUAACUGAUAUUUUAAUACAAAGAUUAAUAUAAAUAUAUAAAUUACAUAAAUUAUAAUUUAUGAUAUAUUUUAUGUUCUUUUUCUUUCUAUACUAAAUGCAGGGCACAAAUUUAAUUAUAUUUCAUUUUCUCUCACACACAUACAACACAUAAAACAAACUGAUAGAUUCACAUGUUCUUAUAAUUUAUUAUUUAUUCAAUUUUUUGUUAUAUCAAACUAGGAAAUUAAUUCUCAUCGAAGUAAGUAAAGUCUUUUUGCUAAAGAAAUGUUUUUUUUUUUUUUUAUUUUAUGUUUAUUCUUCCUUCUUCUUCCUUCUGCUGGUACUAUUACAUAAUAUGCGUCAAUAAUAGGGCUCGAUCUAAAUGAAUAUAAUAGUCGGAAGCAUAUCUUAUUAAUGAAUAAAAGUGGCUAAUCCGUUUACAGCAAGGAAACGGGAAACAUAUCAGAUCUCAUUGAAAUUUUAUUAAUGGAUGCCUUUACAGUAGUCGGUUUUUAACUAGCUUUUUUUUUUUAUAAAUAUUCAUUCACAGGAUUCACCAAAUAAUCUCGUUAAUAAUUUCGUGUUGCAAAGAUUGAUAAAUUAAAAUGUAAAGUGAAAUAUAGGCCUAAAAAAAGUUUGACUAAAUUGUCUGCUCCGUUUCUGAAGAUCAUUGUUCUUAUACCCUUCCUGUGGUCUUUUCCCAGCUUGCAUGAAGCCCAUGUUCAAUUGACAGCGGGUCAUCAAUUACACAUAAACAUGCUUUGCAUAAGUGCAAAUAAAAUGUUCAUGCAAAGAACUGUAUUUGACAAAAACUGACUUUGGUAUGGUUUUUGUGGAAUGUUGAACUCAUGAAAAACAAUAAUUGUAAAUUAUUAAAUUAGCAGAGAGACAUCUUCGCUACUUUAUGACGAAUCAUAAGCCCAUCUAUGGUUAGACUAUUUGUGAGCCAAACUACUUUAAUAUUUUUAUUUAUUUAUAUUUUUUUUUAACGAACUGAAGAGUUUCAUAGGAAACUCGAAUCUUAUUUCUAUAAUCAUCCCAAUCUGUUUCACGCCUAUCUUUACUCUGUCAUAACUGUUUUUUUUUUUGUUUUUAAUUUAAUUUAAUUUUUUUAAUUUUAUAAAUUCAUUUGUGCUCAGUAAUAAUCAUUCAUUGGUUUUAUUGUUCAAAGAAUAACACUUGAAACAUAAUAAAUAUAAUGUGAAAAUAGAUUUUAAACAUUUUAGAAAAAAAAAGCGCACGCAAAUUGUAUGAUGAG
Molecule: messenger RNA, 3161 nt
Organism: Episyrphus balteatus (marmalade hoverfly)
Lineage: Eukaryota; Metazoa; Arthropoda; Insecta; Diptera; Syrphidae
Gene: Arl4
Product: ADP-ribosylation factor-like protein 4A
Exons: 6
Coding region: 772-1791 (339 amino acids)
Biological process (GO): vesicle-mediated transport; intracellular protein transport
Cellular component (GO): cytoplasm
Molecular function (GO): GTP binding; GTPase activity
Source: RefSeq, a predicted model, not a curated record